Daphnia magna is the source of this 3822-nucleotide messenger RNA. RefSeq names its product alpha-(1,3)-fucosyltransferase C. Gene Ontology annotation, molecular function: alpha-(1->3)-fucosyltransferase activity. Gene Ontology annotation, cellular component: membrane. NCBI's taxonomy places the organism in Eukaryota, Metazoa, Arthropoda, Branchiopoda, Diplostraca, Daphniidae. The record is from RefSeq and is a predicted model, not a curated record.
CUUGAUAUUGGUUAUUUAUUUAUUUUUUUUUUAAGUGUUUUCGCCUUAACGAUUCAAUGUCAGCUACCAGUAGGGAUCACUACGUGUUCGAGCUGGCAUUGUAAUCUUUUACGAACGGCCGUUCCUUUUCUAAUUUUGCUAACCUAGAUCUUGACUGGGUGAUGCAUUUGGUGCAUAUUGGUGGCACUCAACGGAGAAUUUCAGUUUCUGUUUUCUUCACGGGAAAUUAAACAAAUUCGCAAGAAAUCGAAAUUUUCUGCUGCGUAAGGCCAAAUGUUUUCGACUGAUUGUAUCUGACAAUUAACGUGUCAACUGCUUGUUUAAAAGCAACUGUCACCGCACUCAUUCUUAAACGAUUCCCAUUUGAUCGUAACUCGCUCUUUAACGCGAGGGGCGAGCCCACCAAGGGUCUUGAUUGUCGUCAUGAUAGACUUCAAGAAAUAUUUUGCUAUACUGCUAGGAGUUGCUUUCUUCAGCGUCUCUUUGCUGUACUAUUUCACUCACCAAUUUCAUGUAGUUUACAAUCAGGCGAUGCAAGACUACUCGUCUGUGUCCAUCGCUCCAGAGAUGGAAGGUGCUGAAAUGCAGGAUCUGCUUGGUGUCCGAAAUUCUGAUAAUAAAUCAAAGACGAUCUUGUUCUGGACGACUUUUUACGGCGGAAACGUGUGGAGCAAAUUACGAAUGGAUUUGAACGAAAGCUGCCCGGACAACAAUUGCCGAUUGACAACCGAUCGGCGCUUGCUGAACGAAAGCGACGCCGUUAUUUUUCAUUUUUGGCAAGAUAAAUUAGAUAGUCUACCAGCGUUUCGCAGGCCUGAUCAACGCUAUGUCUAUUUGAAUUUCGAAUCAGCUGUUCGCAGUCGGAAUUAUUUUCCGUGGAAACAAAUUCCGCCCAACUUUUUUAAUUGGACGGCCACUUACCGAUUGGACUCUGAUUUGUUUGGGAAAAUGUUUUACGGCUUUCAGUUUGAAAACAAAAGUUCACCGUUAGUCGGUCAAAACAAUUUGACGAACUACUACGGCCUCAACAUGACGUCCAAAACAAAAAUGGCUGCUUGGUUUGUGAGCAAUUGUCAAACGUCAAUCAAUCGCGAAGGCUACGUGCGUGAACUUUCGCGGUACAUUCAAGUGGACGUGUUUGGCAAGUGUCUCGAGAAUCACAAAUCUUGUCCCAUACCGAGGAACCCUCAGAACCAGCCGCUGUAUUACGAAAAAACGGAUUGCGAGGUGAUGCUCGAACGAGAUUACCUGUUCUACCUGAGUUUCGAAAAUUCGUUCUGCCCUGAUUAUGCCUCUGAAAAGUUUUUUAAAGCCUUUCAAUCGGGAAUCAUUCCCGUCGUUUUUGGCGGAGCCAAUUAUUCGCUAUUGGCUCCGCCGCAUUCUUACAUCAACGCGCGCGAUUUUCAAACGCCUAAACUGCUGGCUGAGUAUUUAGUCGAAUUGAGUCAGAACCUCGAUCUUUAUUCGCGCUACUUUGAUUGGAGGGAAUUUGAUUUAAAGCGCGACUCCGGCUGGUGUAACCUGUGCAAAAUGCUCAACGAUCCGCGUGCCGAUCCGAAAAGCUAUCCAGUCAUUGAGACGUGGUUUUUCGAUAAAUACCCGUGUGAAAACUACCGUUGGACAAACACAAAAAUCAAUUAAUUGUUCUAAAACGUUCCGCCUCUUUCUCCUUUGUCGUUCACAUUUCGCCAUCAAAUCACUUGUUUUUAAGUAUCGACUGAUAUCACCCACUUUUAUUUUGUUGUUGUUGUUUACCGAUGACGUCAAAUACUGCUCGUAAAGAAAAUCACAUUGCCCCGACCGUCAAUUGCAUCGUUCAGAGUUUCGGUUUACACCUUUGGUGCUAGCACGAAUCGCUCGUUAAACGUUAACGUUCUCAGACUCUUGUUAACCAUUUAUCAAUACGACCCCAUCUCGUCAAUUGUAACGAUCAUGUUGCGCUGAUUUAUGCUCAACAUUUUUAUGCUUAAAAAAAUCCUGGUGCUAAUAUUUCGCUGUCCAGUUAAAUUUUGGCACGCACAAAGGUCGUGCAAAACAUUUUUGCUCUGCUCAAACGAGAAUUUAUUGAGGGCGCUUGAAACUGCCCGGCUUUUCGUCUACCGUUGCUUCCGCAAUAAAUAUAGCACGGGAUGAAAUUGCGUCAUCGUGACUAAGUCGAUUGCACCAAAGUGCGCUUUAACAAUAUCAUUUGUUUUGUUUUGUUUUUAAUCCGUGGGCGACACCCUACGGGCUAUGACUUCAUCUUGGACUCGGUCGUGCGGAACCCAUCCGCGCCAACCACCGUCCAAAAUGAACAGCUCAAAAUAUGUGAUUUCCAAGAGUUAGUUUCAGUAUAAUCAAUGACAUGAGGUGGCCACGAGUGAUUGUCGGUUGAAUAUUUACCUUGCGUGACGGUACAGAUGAGGGUGAGUGGUGUUCCGCUGUCGUAGAGUCCACUGACGUUCCUCACUUCAAUUCCUUUUGAAUCGGUGAUGACUGGCUUGGAGGCUGGGGCUGUUAUUAUUUAUUUUUUUAAAACCCCAAAAGACAUUCACAAUUUUAAUGAUAUUUUUAAAAAAUCGUUGUUUAAGAGGAGCUGUGCUUGUAUAUACUUAUGACGGCGAGGUGAAUGCGAUAGUGUCUCGUCGGUGAUUUUUUAAAGUCGACUCUGCAUUUGUAGAUACCCUCGUCCUCGCGGAGUACCGGCUCCAGGAUCAGGCGCACUUUAUCGCUGUUGGCUUUCAGAUGAGCACGGCCGUAGAGCAUCAUCUUGUCGUCCGACCAGUGCUGAGCAUCUUUCAUGUACUUGCCCCGAGCGUCCACGCUGUGCAUCAGUCGCGUUCCAGAAGAAAAAAAAAAGAGAGAUGUUAGUGAAUGCGUGGUGGUACUUAUCUAAUUUUCUGGAGAUGAUUGUUGAUGCGCAUAUCCAUUCGCGUAAAAAUCAAUUUGGCUACAAUAGGCUCGUGCGUCAUUUCUACUAGGACUGGCCACAUAUGGCCAGUUUUUUCUUUUUUACUUAUUUCUAAUAGUUGAUUAUCACCGAUGCCCAGAUGUUUUUCGAUCAAUGUUCGAAAAAAAAAAGCUUUAUCCCGUUCUCGACGUUCCACGAGCCCAACAUCGUUAGUUUACUAUUUUUUUUCCCGCCCGUUUCCGAUAAGAAGAAGAUAUUUCUCUUUCUGCGUGAUUGGCAAGAAAAAUUGGAUGGUGUCAGUGAGAGAGAGAGUGAGCGUCAUCGAUCCAGUGUGUACCGCUGCGCCAUCAGGUUAGCAGCGUCAUCUUGGCUACACAAAAAAAAAAAAAUCGAUUGAAAGAAUGGCCUGGACUGCGGACAGAGUGUAGGGAGGAGAAUGUGUGAAGAAAGAUAUGCGUGUGUUCCCUUCGUAAAUAAACGUGAAAUGCACGUUGCAAUUCACCUCGUCGCUUCUAGGUAUCAACCCCGUGUCUAAAACAUAGUCGCAUGUAUUAUUACUCUCCUUUGAAGGGUUUUCGCGUUCGUUUGUCUACCGCACAUUUUGUCCCCCACGUUCGUUUUCACGAUUGAAUGCUGCAUUCCACGUCAGCCCGCAAAUCCAUUAACGUUCGUCCUCUUCUUUUUGUUUCUUUUCUCGCUCGUCUUCGAGAAACUUAUUAUUCAUUUGCCAACCACACUCCUGGGACUAUGCAACAUCACCUGGUGUGAUAAUAUGCGGCUGUGUCCCCACUGUCAAUUUUCUUUUUUUUACAUAUUCAUAAACCGUCAAGGAAUUUAUCUGCGUGUCAUCUUGUAUCGAGACGACUGUCGUGUUACUUUGUGCAACUGAAUUUUCCAUCAAGGUGAAUUGAAUUACAGUUGAUUGUAGGCCA